AUGAGUGAAGUUCACAACGCCGAGCGUGUAUCUGAUGGAAGACCAGUAAUCGUUAAGCUGCGCUAUCAGGACUUUCGCUCGGAAUGUCGUUCGCUGCAUCACAACCAAAUGUCGGGCGUUCCUGUUUACCUUGGGCAUGAGGAGCUUAUACAAAAGGACGAGCAUUUCCGGUAUCUUCCUGAUGGGUAUCUGAAUGCACUAGUCAUGGACAAGGUGCCGGGUGAGCCGGUCACCUAUUUGAGACUCACUGCGACAGAAGCAGACCUCAUCAAGAAUCAACUAGCCCGGAUGUUUGACAAGAUGCGUCGCAAGGCGUAUGAUGUAGGCGCUCCGAACACUGAACAUGUCUUCUUCGACAGGGAGGCUCAGCAGACGUACGCCUCCGUUGCUGCAUGA
This is a messenger RNA of Aspergillus caelatus, 396 nucleotides long. RefSeq lists its product as uncharacterized. The transcript has 3 exons. Bases 1 to 396 code for a protein of 131 amino acids. The record is from RefSeq and is a predicted model, not a curated record. Lineage: Eukaryota; Fungi; Ascomycota; Eurotiomycetes; Eurotiales; Aspergillaceae.